AUGGGACUGAUGGACUACUUCCGCAACAAAGCUUCGUCGAAAGCAGCCGCAUCGAAGGAGAAGAAAGAGAAAGAAGCGUCGAGUCCAGUGCAGCUGCUACCGCCGCCGCAGCUGGGAAUGCUCAGUGGGAACAGCUCGGGUAUCGUGAGUACGGUUUCGUCGACGUUCGUGGAUGAUAUCAAGCAUGAGGUCAUGGUCAAUUACCUGUUUCAGCAGCAAGCGGCGAUGAUGUGGGGAAAUCCCAUGGACCGGAAUAGUUACUACGGAGCUGCGAGCGUCAGUGGAGCAGAGGAGGGAGUGUUGCUGAGAAAGAGCAAGGGGUACUAUUUGGGGUGCCCGCCGGAGCUGGCGAGGGGGACGCUCGCCGAGGCAUGUACGGCUUUGAACAUUCAAGUCGCAAUGACCAUUCACUCGCGAGUCGUCAAGACAUUCCUCCAGUGGUCGCCGGAUGCUGUGGAUGUCCCGCUACUCAAUGGCCUGCGCAUCCAAAUCCUACCCACAUUGGCGGAUCUCCCGCGAGCGCGAAAGUACCAAUUCGCCGCUUUCAUUGCCGACACAGCGCUACUGAUCGUCUGGGACGAUGACGCACUCAACAUCAUUGCGCGAGCGAAGCAGAUCGAGAACGAGCUCAUGCAGCUCGUGUGGAGGGUUCCCGGCACCGACGGAGAAGACGAAGUGAAGGAGGCCAAGCUUGCGCAGGCGUCGAUGGAAGAGGUCGUGAUCGACGAGGAGAGCGGUGAACUCGGGUACCGGGAACGAAGGCCAACGAUGCUGCUGAAUACCAUUCUCGUUGCGCUCACGCUGACACUGGUCUUCUGUAUGUUGGGUGCUGGAUGGAGGCAGAUUGCGAUUCAGACGGCGGUUGAUGGGAAUUACAUGCGCAUGGCAUUCAUUGCGUUGACACCGAUUCAGGUGUUCUUCACCCUGUUCUUUGCGCAGGUCAUAGUUGGCUGUUUGGCACAGUGCUUCGGCCCCGUCUCGCAGCUGACCGUUAACUCCAAAUAUUACUCGGCGAAACCACCGCCGAGAAUUCGGACUCCAACUCUGCCGCACGUCACCAUUCAAUGCCCUGUUUACAAGGAGGGUUUGGAGACCGUCAUCGCUCCCACGAUGAAGUCCAUCAAGCAGGCUAUUUCAACCUACGAGCUGCAAGGCGGGACUGCAAACAUCUUCAUCAAUGAUGAUGGAUUGCAGCUUGUUAAUCCAGAGGAGAGGCAGGCAAGAACCGAAUUUUACUCUGACCACAACAUUGGCUGGGUUGCGCGGCCAAAGCAUGGAGAGGAUGGUUUUCUGCGACGCGGAAAGUUCAAAAAGGCCUCGAAUAUGAACUACGCCCUCAUGAUCUCCUGCAAAGUCGAGGAGAAGCUUGCUGAAAUUGAGCGCGGCGAGACCUGGACGCAGGCGCAAGAAGCACAGGCGUACGAGCGAUGCCUCAAAGAAGUCCUCGAGGAAAACGGAAGGGCUUGGGCAGACGGCAACGUACGUGUGGGAGACUACAUUCUGCUCAUUGAUUCUGAUACUCGUGUUCCAUCCGAUUGCCUCCUAGACGCCGCUUCUGAAAUGGAACGAUCACCGGAGGUCGGCAUCAUGCAGUUCAACUCCGGCGUCAUGCAAGUCGUCAACCAUUACUUUGAAAAUGGAAUCACCUUCUUUACGAAUCUCAUCUACACGGCUAUCCGCUACACCGUGGCCAACGGCGAUGUCGCCCCUUUCGUCGGACACAAUGCGAUCCUUAGGUGGUCGGCGAUCCAGCAGGUAUCCUACAUGGACGAAGAUGGCUACGAAAAGUUUUGGUCGGAAUCACACGUGUCCGAAGACUUUGACAUGUCCCUGCGUCUUCAGUGCAACGGUUACACCAUCCGACUCGCGGCAUACACGGGAGAUGGCUUCAAGGAAGGGGUUUCGCUUACUGUGUACGACGAGCUUGCGCGUUGGGAAAAAUAUGCGUACGGCUGCAACGAGCUACUUUUCCAUCCCCUCCGCUUCUGGCCAGUCCGUGGACCCUUUACCCCACUGUUUCGCAAAUUUCUGUUCUCCAACAUCCGUAUGACGAGCAAGAUCACCAUCAUCUCGUAUAUCGGUACCUACUAUGCCAUCGGUGCCGCUUGGAUCAUGACUACAGCCAACUACUUUGCGAUAGGCUGGUUCAAUGGUUACCUCGACAAGUACUACAUUGACUCUUGGAAGGUGUGGUUUUCCAUCGUCAUUGUAUUCAAUCUGCUCGGAAACGUUGCCCUCGCCGUCAUGCGUUACCGAACUGCCGAGAAGAGCUUUUUUGGCGCGCUGAUUGAGAACUUCAAAUGGGUGUUUCUCCUGGCCAUUUUUCUGGGUGGGCUCUCGCUGCACGUGUCGCAAGCGCUACUGGCGCACAUGUUCGAGAUUAACAUGUCCUGGGGCAGCACUUCAAAGGAAGUCGAGUACUCAAACUUCUUCAUUGAAGUGCCCAAGGUGCUGCGAAAGUUCAAGUUUUCAUUCGCCUUCAGUACACUCGCGAUCACCGCCAUGAUUGUAUUGGCGACGGGAACCAGCUUCAUACCGGAUUCAUGGAUGAUUCGAGACUUCGUGGCAAUACUACCCAUGGCUACCGUCGCGGGCAGCCACAUGCUACUUCCGAUUGCGCUGAAUCCGGCUUUAAUGACGUUUCAGUGGUAG
This is a messenger RNA of Tricharina praecox, 2652 nucleotides long. RefSeq names its product glycosyl transferase family group 2-domain-containing protein. The record is from RefSeq and is a predicted model, not a curated record. Bases 1 to 2652 code for a protein of 883 amino acids. The transcript is spliced from 5 exons. Lineage: Eukaryota; Fungi; Ascomycota; Pezizomycetes; Pezizales; Pyronemataceae.